Molecule: messenger RNA, 249 nt
Organism: Prunus armeniaca (apricot)
Lineage: Eukaryota; Viridiplantae; Streptophyta; Magnoliopsida; Rosales; Rosaceae
Source: the annotation of a GenBank genome assembly
AUGACAGUCGUAGUGCACUGCUUGCAGACUUGGAGGCACUACUUAUUUGGUUCUCAGUUUGUGGUCAAGACUGACAAUGUUGCCACAAGCUACUUUCAGUCCCAACAAAAGUUGUCACCCAAGCAGGCUAGGUGGCAUGACUUCUUGGUGGAGUUCAACUACAAAGUGGAGUAUAAGUACUGGAAGAUGAAUGUCGUUACCAAUGCCUUAAGCAGGAAGGCUACACUAGCAGCUGUUGUACAACCCUAA